Molecule: messenger RNA, 4367 nt
Organism: Porites evermanni
Lineage: Eukaryota; Metazoa; Cnidaria; Anthozoa; Scleractinia; Poritidae
Source: the annotation of a GenBank genome assembly
AUGCUCAUUGACUUGCUGCCGAGUGAACCAGCCGUCCAACGGGUUACCUUUGAUUUUGAGAAGGCCUUGUGGCUUGCGUUUAGAUCAAUCCUGCCUGCAGUAAAGAUACAAGGCUGUGUCUUUCACUGGACACAAGCAGUGUGGAGAAAGGUUAGUAAAAGAAACCAAAUGAAAUAGAUUACAAAUGCAAGGGGACUAACGACAAGUAGGCUUAUUACACAAUUUAAUAUGACUUACCAAACUGACGCGUAUUAUUACAUGAAUCUACUCGCUUGUUACGUGUGGGCUGUCCGAGUAACAAUUUAAAAUGACUCACCAAAACUGACGCGUAUUAUUACAUGAAUCUACUUGCUUGUUACGUGUGGGCUGUCCCAGCAACAAAUAAAAAAAGAUUACAUAAUUUAAAAUGACUCACCAAACUGACGCGUAUUAGUAGAUGAAUCUACUCGCUUGUGACUAUGCCUAACUUAAUAAGCAAUGUUAAUUUUUUCUUUUUCAAAGGUACAAGAGCUAGGACUUCAAUCAGCUUACUGCAGAGACGACAGUGUAUUCAGAUACAUCAAGAAGCUGAUGGCCCUUCCCUUCUUGCCAUUUCAAGAGAUCGCACCAAGGUUCGUUCGACUGAGUGUACAGACCCAAGCACAGCCCCUCCUGGAUCUCGUCGACUACAUGAAACGCCAGUGGAUAGAGAACCCCGUCUUCACACCAAAGGACUGGAGCAUCUACAAACAACCAAUUUGUACCAACAACGACAUAGAAGGCUUGCAUAACGCCCUAAAUCGCAGAGCUGGUGGGCAAUGCAACCUGCCUUUAUAUUAUCUCAUUGAGCUUCUGGACAGGGAGGCGAAACUCACAGCUCUCACCAUUAGGCUGGUCUCCGAGAGGAAAUUGAAGCGCAUGCAGUGUAAAACUCACAGACAUCUACAAGCCAAGUUGUUUGAAUUCUGGGAGCAGUAUGACAACCGGCAGAAGACUGCCUUGCAGCUCCUCAAGGUCUGCUCACAUCUAAACGGCCCAGCACGUUAAAAGUAGUUGCAUAGAAGUAUUCGAAAUUGUCUCAUAGGGGCGGGUAUCACUCUGAUCGCCAACACGUCUCCGCAUGUAAUAAGGUAUAUUUUAAUUUAAGUGUAUCGGUUAAGUUGAUAGUAGUUGAUGUGCACAGAAAAAUUUGAAAUAAGGUAUAUUUUAAUUUAAGUGUAUUGGUUAUGUUGGUAGUAGUUGACGUGCACAGAAAAAUUUGAAAAAUGUUUAUUAGUGGUUUAGUCAAAAGUAGUGAAUGUUAGGGUAGCCAUAUUACUAUCAUUAACAUGAAUCGGUUUCGUUAAAAGUAGCUAGAUAUAAGUAUUUGAAAUUGUCUUUAUAGGGGCUGGUUAAGUUGAUAGUAGUUAACGCAUGUCGCGUGUCCUUUUUUGUAAUACAUUAUAUUUCAAUUUCAAUGAAUCAGUUUUGUUAAUGGUAGUUCAAUGAUUUCGAAUUGUCUUUAUAGGGGCGGGUGUCACUCUGAUCGCCCACACGUCCCCGCAUGUAAUAAGGUAUAUUUUAAGAAUCGGUUAAGUUAAUGGUAGUUGACAGCACUUGUCGUUUUUUGCUCAGAAUUUGAAAUUGUCUUUAUUUGGGCAGGCGUCACUCGGACAGCACACACGUACCAUGUAAUUCGUGUUAAUUGUAAGCAAUAAAUAUGUUUGUGUAUUACAACAACUUCAUUGGAAAAUUGCUGUAGCCAAACCAGAGUCACUACCGGAACCGGAAAUGGGAAGUGAAGGACAUUGAGACGUUCAAUGUACGUCACUUAGCAACCAUGUUAAUACUUCAUCCCAAGAUGGAGGCGUUUUUAUCUGGUCUCUCGGAAGUUGUGGACCUUCCUUCAAAGAGAAAAGCUUCCUGAUAGAACACAACAACAGUAAGACCUGUUUCAUAUCGGUAGAUUGAUUUGCGGAUUACAGCUAUUGUACAUGCAACACGCAAACGCUGUGAUAGAGCGAAAUCAACUACAAGACUAGCCUUGAGAGUUAGUUUGUAUGCUCAAAUGUUGACAUCCGAAAUCUGAACUGAACUGGCUUCUACACAUAUGAAUGUUUAUAAUGUUUGCAAAUUGACUUCUUCACAUUUGCGAACUGACUUCUACACAUUUGGGAACUGACCGGAGACAUUUGCAAAAUGACCGACAUUCUCGCUGACACUUCCCGAGAUUAUCAUUUUCUGUUUUUUACAAUGUUACAUGUAUCCGGAUCUUUCUUCAUGGUUAAGUUCGAAUAUUUGGAAACGAAGGUCAUACUUUGUCACACUCUGGUGACUGACCAGAUUGUCACAUCUAUGACAACGUGUAUAUGCAAAGCUGAGAAGUAAUUUUUUUGUUUUUCGGUUCUAAAAAAAGAGUUUGUGAUAGAAAUAAUGCGCUUUUGCUGUCCCAGCUAUAUUAAUCAAAAAUGCCGCCUGUAUCUGUGUUGGUUUUUCUUUCUUUCUUCAUUCGCGGUGGAAAUAACAGAAUGCGAUUGAUGAGGGUGGCAAAAGGGGGGUUUCUAUCACACAUGAUGCUGACUUUUUUAAAACCAUCAACCAUCAGCCAAACUGGGCGAAAAUAUUGCACAAAGUGUUCAUGGCAAUAUCUCAACCCAUUGAGUAAUCGACCCCGGCUAUAAAAUGGUUUUCAUUAUCCUUUUUGGUUAGGAUCGUGCUUAAACAGUUAAUUGAAUGAAUUUGAUUGCACAAAGGGUUAUAAAUCCAUUGCUGUUCGAAUAUUAACACGGUCUAACUGUUACUUUAUACUGAUCUGAGAUCAGAGUGCAUAUAGGUUAUAGUACUACUUUGACAGGAGUUCAGGCGAUCUUGAAAGUCAAAGGAUAAAUAAAGGUCAAAUGAUCAAGGUCGGAAUACANUCGAAAAUGCCGCCUGUAUCUGUGUUGGUUUUUCUUUCUUUCUUCAUUCGCGGUGGAAAUAACAGAAUGCGAUUGAUGAGGGUGGCAAAAGGGGGGUUUCUAUCACACAUGAUGCUGACUUUGUUAAAACCAUCAACCAUCAGCCAAACUGGGCGGAAAUAUUGCACAAAGUGUUCAUGGCAAUAUCUCAACCCAUUGAGUAAUCGACCCCGGCUAUAAAAUGGUUUUCAUUAUCCUUUUUGGUUAGGAUCGUGCUUAAACAGUUAAUUGAAUGAAUUUGAUUGCACAAAGGGUUAUAAAUCCAUUGCUGUUCGAAUAUUAACACGGUCUAACUGUUACUUUAUACUGAUCUGAGAUCAGAGUGCAUAUAGGUUAUAGUACUACUUUGACAGGAGUUCAGGCGAUCUUGAAAGUCAAAGGAUAAAUAAAGGUCAAAUGAUCAAGGUCGGAAUACAGUUUUCCUUGGUUGUCUUUUUUCUUCUUAUGCGACAAAAAAAAUUUACUUCCCCUUUGGCUGAAACAUACACCGUGUGGUGCAAAUCUCAUUUUCACCGUUUCCUUGCUAAAUGGCGGAAAACCAGUAAAUAUGUGAUAGGGCAGAAAAUGCGGUUUAAUCGAUACAAAAACCUAUUAACAUAUAGGACCAUACAGGUAGGGUUUUUGUGCCGUUUUGGUCUGAAAACGGGUAUAGACUUUGCUCAUUUUGGUCUGGAAUCAGUCAUGGCUUUGAAGGGAACUAAGGGAGUGUACCAAUGUAUUUAGUGUUUCAAUUCCAAAUGUUACGGACACUAGCCUCAAAAUUUGAUUUCUCCUUUUGCCACGCCUGUGUCGUUUUCACACCUUCUGCUAUAAACUUUGCCUCAAUGUGUAUUAGAGUCGGUUUUCUUUUUUUCGAUUAGGUCAAGAUGAGUUCAAAUGAUAAUAUUACUGAGAUACUAAGUAGGUUUUCUAGAUCUGCUUCGCAGCUUGCUGAUCUAAUAGGUCGUUCAUUAUCUGACAAUGGUGUAUCUAAUGCAUUAGAAAAUGCAAGGAGAUCUCUAAAUUCUCUUUGGUCGGACACGAGGCUGGCCAACGACGUCUGCCGUUCGUUUUGCUCGAAUCCUGGUACUUUGAGUGGCUCCUCAACUAGUCGAGCAACCCUACCAUCUGUUACCAGGCUGCAUAGGUCCUCUUCUUCUCACCGCUUCGCUCCUUACAGACAAAGUGGUGAAAGAGGAGCAGGACAUGAACCAAAACGGUUCGACAUGAAGCUCUUAGUCGUCAAUCACGUCCUGGAACUGUUCGAAGGAACCAAGAGCAUCUCCAACUACCAAGGACAGGCCAUACUAGCCACGGCGUUUUUUUUUAAACCAAGGAUCAGACCGAAGAUUUAGUAAGGGAAAAGAUAAUGGGUGUCAUCCAUCGGCAGUUUUAAGAUUUUGAUGGGUCGUUUUCUUACACAGCGCAGAGAAAUAGAAACUUUCUCACUUUAGCAGCCGACCAAAAUCUUGA